AUGGGGGUGACUUCAGAGCAUAACAAUAUAGACCUGAUGGGGGGUUCAAGCAGACCAAGUGAUGACGAUGGCCCUACCCCUCGGCCCAAUCUCGACGAGGCUGCUCUCAUUCGCAAAAUUGAUAUACAUGUAAUGCCAAUGCUGUUCGCCAUCUACUUUGUCGCGUUCUUAGAUCGAGUCAACAUCUCCAACGCGCUCACGAUGAGCAUGCCGGAUGAUCUGGACUUGUAUGGCGACCGGGAAAAUGUCGCUCUCCUGAUUUUUUAUAUUCCCUACAUCAUUUUUGAAAUCCCGUCUAACAUUGUGAUGAAGAAACUGAAGCCGCACAUCUGGCUGUCAGGCUGUAUCAUUGCCUUUGGUAUUGUCAUGCUUGGUCAGGCGUUUGUGAAGAGCUACAGCGGUCUGAUUGCAACUCGCUUUUUUCUCGGACUUGCGGAGUGUGGCAUAUUCCCGGGAAGCUUCUAUUUGAUCAGCUUUUGGUAUAAACGUGCUGAAGCCCAGAAGCGCUUCACCAUGUACUGGUCCUCGGUCAUCUUUGCCGGUGCUUUUGGUGGCCUUCUUGCCUCUGCUAUUGCCAAAAUGGACGGCAUGCGCGGUUUAGAGAACUGGAGAUGGAUAUUCUUGCUGGAGGGUAUUGCAUCCAUUCUGGUGGGAAUUGCCGCCUUGUUCCUCUGUGCCGAUUUCCCGCAGCAAGCCUCCUGGUUGUCGGAAGAUGAAAAGGCCGCGGUGAUAGCGAAAACCAGCAACUACGAGGAUGAUAACGCCUCAGUAACGAAAUCCGAUUUGUUCGAAUGCUCUAAAAAUCUUAAGAUGUAUCUGGGUGCGAUCAUGUAUUUCUGUAUUGUGGUUCCAAUCUACGCAUUCUCAUACUUUGCACCAACCAUAAUCAAGGCAAUGGGAUACGGAACUAUCCAGACCCAAUUACACAGUGUACCGCCAUUUGCUGCUGCUAUUGGACUUUGCAUUAUAACAGCCUAUCUUUCUGACCGAUGGGGCAUCCGCUACCCAUUUAUUCUCCUGGGUGAUCUACUGAUAAUUAUCGGAUUGGCCCUCAUGCUAACGAUGCACGGCACAGAACACUUUUCUGCCGAGUAUCUUGGUGUUUGCUUCAUCACUAUGGGCGCAUUCAGCUCCGGCGCCAUUAUUGUCUGCUGGGUUUUGAUGAAUAUGCAUGGGCACAAGGAACGGAGCAUAGGAUCCGGCUUCGUGAUUGGUGUUGGCAAUGCGGGUGGCAUUGUUGCAGUUUUCUGCUUCACCAAGGAUGACGCGCCAUUAUACAAGCGUGGAUACUGGAUCCUCAUGGGAGUGACGCUUGCCGGUAUAGUGAUAACGAUCUUAUACGGCCUAGUGGUCGCUCGUGAGCGCCGUCGUCAACUUCGGGCUGAAGACAAAGCCGACAGUGAAAAGAUCCUCUCCCUCUAA
Molecule: messenger RNA, 1422 nt
Organism: Penicillium angulare
Lineage: Eukaryota; Fungi; Ascomycota; Eurotiomycetes; Eurotiales; Aspergillaceae
Exons: 4
Coding region: 1-1422 (473 amino acids)
Biological process (GO): transmembrane transport
Cellular component (GO): plasma membrane
Molecular function (GO): transmembrane transporter activity
Source: RefSeq, a predicted model, not a curated record